Molecule: messenger RNA, 1047 nt
Organism: Melanotaenia boesemani (Boeseman's rainbowfish)
Lineage: Eukaryota; Metazoa; Chordata; Actinopteri; Atheriniformes; Melanotaeniidae
Exons: 7
Coding region: 160-1047 (295 amino acids)
Source: RefSeq, a predicted model, not a curated record
ACAUUUACGUUCGUUUUAUGUUUUUUUUUUUUUUUUUUUUUUACCUUACUUGCAAGUUGUUCGAGCCAGAUAUUAAGCUCUGCUAGCACACAAUGUUUUUAUUCUUAUUCUAUUGUUUUCUGAUUGGUAUUUGUAUUUGUAGGAAGUUCUGGUGGUCGCAUGCAGCACGUCAUAUGGAAAACGAGCCUAUUUCUUCUGCCUGGGCCAGAUAAUGAAGUGCUGCCUGCAACAACAGAGUUGGUCCAAAUGGCCAAACAUGGACUUGGAAAACCUGCACAUGAGUCCCCCUGCACAAGAGUGAAGUCAAAAAUUGAUCUAAACUGGAGUUUAUCUGAUUUGAAUAAUUUCAUAUGUCAAAGUUAUCCAAAAUUUAACUUAAAUUUAGUGGGGUUUCAAUUGGCACGGACUGGGAAGGGAAGGAAGAUACAAAUACUAAAAGUGGCCUCAGUACAAGAACUAAAGAAAUCAGUGGGGAAAAGCCGACUUUACAUCAUCCCACAGGGCCCCAUUUUGCAGAUUACUCAGACUACUCCAUCCGAUGAACCAGUCUCUGUUGAUGAACCAGUCUCUGUUGAUGAACCAGUCUCUGUUGAUGAACCAGUCUCUGCUGAUGAACCAGUCUCUGUUGAUGAACCAAUCUCUAUUGAUGAACCAAUCUCUGUUGACGAGACAGUGAGUCCCCCAAGGGAAGUUCGGGAUCAGGCUUUGCAAGAAUGGAGAAGGUUAAGAGAAGAACAGGACAGAGACUACAAUCAAUCUUUAAUUGCUGAUCAAGAAAGCAGAAGGAGGAGGUUGGCUUUUGAGGAAGAUGAGAAAAACCGUCUUAAGGAGAUUCUAGGCCAGGAAAAUCAUGAGUCCCCUACACAAUCACUGUCUCAACCUGAGGAGAUUCAGGAGUCCCCUGCACAUUCCCCGGCUCAGCUUACCACAGAGGGGCCACUGGAUAUUUUCCCAGUUGAACCAUCCCCUCCAGUCAUUAUUAUUGACGAAGGGCCUGGUCAAAGCGAACCCCUGGAUAUUGAGGAGUAUGAACAUUAUAUUCCAUAA